AUGAAUAUUUUAUUGUCAAAAAUGGAAUAUUUACUAGCAAAGUUUCGUAAAAAAGAUCCAAUAAAAGAAGUUACUUUUGAGGACCUACAAGCUGUUCUUUUACGUACCCAACCUCCUCCUAAAAAAAAAAAUAUAUCAGCAUGUGAUUAUAAUGAAAUUUGUCCAAAAAUUUAUGUUGGAGAUUGGAACACGGCAAAAAAUCUUAAUUUAUUGCUGUCACUGGGUAUUACACAUGUAGUAAAUGCAGCCCAAGGCAUUGGGUUUGGUAUGGUUGAUACAAAUGAACAGUUUUAUCGUCCAUUUAAUAUUCAAUACAUGGGACUACCUUUGUGUGAUGAUUCUAAUGUUGCAAUAAAUGAAUAUUUUGAAAGCGUAUCAAAUUUUAUAGAUGACGCUCUAUCACAAAAAGGUAAAGUUUUGGUUCAUUGCAUAAUGGGUAUUUCAAGAUCUGCAACAAUUACAAUUGCUUAUUUAAUGAUAAAAAAAGGAUUAAGAGCUAAGGAAGCAGUGGAAAAAGUAAAAAAAGCAAGAGACAUACGACCUAACAAUGGAUUUCUUAAGCAAUUAGCUCAACUCGACAAUGACAGAAUACUCAAUACAUAUUAA
This is a messenger RNA of Macrosiphum euphorbiae (potato aphid), 606 nucleotides long. The record is from the annotation of a GenBank genome assembly. Lineage: Eukaryota; Metazoa; Arthropoda; Insecta; Hemiptera; Aphididae.